GGGGGCCACGCCACCUCCCACUCCUCCAGCACACACAGAGACGCUCCAAACUUGUGGAGCGCACCGCGGAAACUUUUUAACAGUGGCUCGCCCGGCGCUGACAGGAGUAGAGACGCCUUUGUGGCUCCGGAGAGGUGAAAGUUGCGCAAGGGGGGAUGGCGAGGAGGCACGAUGGUGGCCCCGCCGCGCGGCUCAUCUGAGGCCGCAGCGAGAAACGUGACGCUUUCAAACUCCACGCGGACAGAGUAGUGAGACGCGGAUUACAGGGUGAGCCGCAGGUCCUCCCGUCACCUGGACAGCAUGGUGCGCGUGCAGGGGCUCGGCUGGGUGCUCCUGAGCGCGCUCCUGCAGCCCGUGGCGCCCUGGGGCGUGCGGCCAGCCGCCAGAUCGAGCCAGUGCGACGUGCCAAAGUCGCAAAAUGACAUGAACUCUUUCCUGUGGAAAGUCAAGCGCACCCCCCCGCUUCCGCCUUCCUAUCUUUACGGCACCAUCCACGUGCCGUACACCCGGGUGUGGGACUUCAUCCCGGACGUCUCCAAGCAGGCUUUCCACAGCAGCCGCAGUGUUUUCUUUGAGCUGGACCUGACCGACCCGCUCACAGUCUCCAAGCUGACCAGCUGCCAGCUGCUUCCCCACGGGGAGAACCUCCAAAGCCUGCUACCUCGAGACUUGUACCGUCGCCUCAAACGCCACCUGGACUACGUCAAGCACAUGAUGCCGUACUGGAUGACGGCGGACCAGCGCGGUCGCGGCCUCUACGCCGACUACCUAUUCAACGCUAUAGCGGGAAACUGGGAGAGGAAGAGGCCCGUGUGGGUGAUGCUGAUGGUCAACUCACUGACUGAGUGGGAUGUGAGGUCCAGGGGGACGCCGGUGCUGGACUUGUUUUUGGCUCAGGAGGCCGAGAAGAUGGGAAAAACCACAGGGGCGGUAGAACGGGUGGAGGAACAGUGUCACCCCCUCAAUGGCCUCAACUUCUCUCAGGUGCUGUUCGCCUUGAACCAGACGCUGCUGCAGCACGAGGGUGUCCGAGCGGGCAGUCUGCAGGGCUCCUACACCACCGAGGACCUCAUCACUCACUACAACUGCGGGGACCUGAGCUCCAUCAUCUUUAACCACGACAACUCACAGUUACCCCACUUCAUCAACAGUUCUCUGCCGGCCCACGAACGCACCACGGCUCAACAGAUCGACAGCUACUUCCGCCAGGAGCUCAUCUACAAGCGCAACGAGCGCAUGGCUCGCCGCGUGUCCGCUCUGCUGCAGAGGAAUCCCAACCAGACCUACUUUUUUGCCUUCGGCGCCGGUCACUUCCUGGGGAACCACAGCGUGCUGGACAUCCUCCGACAAGACGGCUACAUGAUCGAUCACGUCACACCGAAUGACCGCCAACCCGCGACACUGACAACGGACAGCGAGCCAACCGGUGGCACGAGCCCAACCCCCCCCACCAGUUGGCCGACCGCUUCGAGCGAGAUGGAGCUCAGUAGCCUGCCUGGCGUCGGCGAGGAGGAGGGGGAGCUUCCUCACAUCCUGCAGCCGGACAGCCUGAGUCAGCUGGAGGAGUUCGGACGGCACAAGCGCCCUCGAAAAGCUCACCGCGGCCACGGGAGGCCCCGCCUCUUCAGUGACCUCUGGGUUCGCUUCGGAGAUGGCACCACCUCGCCACCUAAUGUGAGGAUCAUCAACGGUUACGUGACAGUGGAGCCCCUGCUCACCCACCAGGAGGACCACGCCACGUACAAACACCCGAGUCCGGCCUCUUUCACGCCAGCCGGCCCCACCUCGGCGCAGCCGCAAUCGUCGGCCCACGGCGCGCUUUCGCUGACGUGUGCUUUCGCCUGGCUGCUGUUGUACGUGCUGUUCACCUCCUGACCGCCGGAGGGAACACUAGACUACCACAAUGCGCACUAAGACAUGCAGGAAUGCUUUGAGUGACGCUGCUGAGCCCUUCCUAAAGCUGGCCAUGCAUUCACAUGUGGAUCUGUCAUGACGCUCACCAUGAGUGGACUACAAUAGUCCAAAAGCCUCUACACCAUAGGGAAGAAACUAAAUGGAGAACUGGAGCUAUUUAGAACUGGUGCGGUCGCAUAUUGUGACCAUAAAAUCAGUGAUUCUCAAAGUGAGGUCCGUGAGCCAAAAUUUGGUGGGCCUGCAAAAAAAAUGUACAAUAACAUUUGUUUUAUCGUUUAAAGAAGUGUGUAUGGGGGACUGUCGCACUAAUAAAACAGAAAAAGACAGUUUUGGGCCAAUGAAAUGCUCUAAUAGGAUUUUGAUGGAGCAUACAUCUGACACCACUUCUUGAAUAGUUAAACGAAAGGCAUAUUUUUAAGAAUGCAGUGGUGGCUUGAGGUAACUUCAGAGUUUUUUUUUAAGGCAAAAGUUUCCAUAACUUCUGUUGCUCUGACUUGUGAGCAAAAACUUGAGAUACAAUAUGUGCUACCACAUAAAUUUGCCAUUAAGUCCACUACUGUAACUCUAACGCACAAAGGAAAACACCAUAAACUGGCUAACAAAUAGCAUCAGUUAUAAACCUUGAAGUGAUGUAUAUUUGAACACAAAUGGUGGAGAAACACACAUAGAUAGGUUCUUGAAUUUGUGGUGAUAACAUGAGCAAUAAGCAUUUUCAUGUCUGUUGCCCUUCUGCCAUCCCACCCCACAAAAUGAAAUAGUUUGACGCUACCUUCAAAAGUAAUGUUAAAAAAAAAAAAAAGCUUUUUUUUUUUUUAAUUUUAAAAACAAUCCACAAAUAGGUGAAUCCACGGUAUACGAGCAUGGUAAUUCAACAAAUUCAACUCGUAAUUCAAGGCGUUAGUGUAUUGUCCUCUCACAGAAAAUAAGGCAUCUUUUCCGGAAUAAAGUGUUUUAAAUCACAAAAAUACAGUUGGGGUUUUUCAAAUUAUCAAUACGAUAUAUCAUACCUUCUAAAAUGUAUUUAGCCAUUUUUUUUAUAUAUCGCAUGAAGAAAAAAAAACAAAAAAACUUACAAGGUUACAAGUUUUCUGAAAACACACAAAUUUGUCAAUGCAACAUUGUAAAUUUUACUCAAAAACAUGCAAUUUUUAAAUUCCUAUGGCAUUAAAAGCACAAUGCGGAAAUUAUGUCUAGAUGGUGUUAGAAUUAUCAGACCCUGGGGGGGGGGGUGAUCUCCCUUAAAAGGGACCCAAAAAGUCUGAAAAUCCCUCCAUUUCAUAAUACUAAAUGGACAUUUUUGAUUAACGCUGAUAUUGUGAAUACAACCUAAUAACGACUAUAACUUCGUAAGAUAACAAACAGUGCU
Syngnathoides biaculeatus (alligator pipefish) is the source of this 3280-nucleotide messenger RNA. It is a transcript of the gene trabd2b, whose product is annotated as TraB domain containing 2B. The transcript has 7 exons. Gene Ontology annotation, molecular function: metalloendopeptidase activity; Wnt-protein binding. Gene Ontology annotation, biological process: negative regulation of Wnt signaling pathway. Lineage: Eukaryota; Metazoa; Chordata; Actinopteri; Syngnathiformes; Syngnathidae. The record is from RefSeq and is a predicted model, not a curated record. Bases 301 to 1875 code for a protein of 524 amino acids. Gene Ontology annotation, cellular component: organelle membrane.